Messenger RNA from Zingiber officinale, 1639 nucleotides. Its product is annotated as nuclear poly(A) polymerase 4-like. The transcript has 8 exons. The record is from RefSeq and is a predicted model, not a curated record. Lineage: Eukaryota; Viridiplantae; Streptophyta; Magnoliopsida; Zingiberales; Zingiberaceae. Bases 606 to 1190 code for a protein of 194 amino acids. Gene Ontology annotation, molecular function: poly(A) RNA polymerase activity. Gene Ontology annotation, cellular component: nucleus.
UUGGCGAAAGAUAUUUACAAUUCGCCUCUUCGAGAACAAUGCCACCGUCAACGCCCCCCUUCCUCCUUUCCCUCGCCACUGCCGAACCGGAUCAGGCCUCUUCGUGAAAAAGAAUUCUUUUUGGUUUUUUAGUGUUCUUCGUCUGGAUUUUGUUUCUCCAGCGUAAUUCUGUUUGAAUUCUGAUUUCGUGGCUGUCGUUGCCCGUUUUCCUUUCCAAAGGUCUUUUCUUCGGUUCUGCAUGUAGACUCUACCGCUAUUUGUCAAUAGAUACUGAUGAGGAUGGAUAGUUGUUGUUAAUUUUAGGGUGUAAGAAGAAUUAAGGGCGUUUCAUCUCUUGUAUGCUGAUUGGAAUCUCACAUGUGCUUGUGUUGCACUCGUAAUUGACUUCUGGAAGUCUUAAGCUUCAAGUUUUUAAUCGAUCUUACUUUCUCAUAGGCCCAACGCUCGUCGAGAGGGAGUAUCGCUUUCGUCAUGUCCAUAGGUAGUUCUUCUGAAAUGGGCAGUGCACCUCCACCUACCUCAACACAGUAUGGCAUAACCAAACCAAUCUCGACUGCUGGACCUACUGAGGUUGAUCUCAAGAGGACUGCUGAACUUGAAAGAGUAUGCUUGUUCUCUUGGUUGAUGCUGGACUGUAUGCGAGCAAGGAAGAAUCUACCAAGAGAGAGGAAGUAUUACAAGAACUUGAUAAUAUUGUCAAAAACUGGGUGAAACAAUUAACACGCCAAAGGGGGUUUUCUGAUCAAAUGGUUGAAAAAGCAAAUGCUGUCAUCUUCACAUUUGGAUUUUACAGAUUGGGGUGGCAGGUUCAUGGACCUGGGGCUGAUGUUGACACUUUAUGUGUUGGACCUUCCUAUGUUAACCAAGAGGAGGAUUUCUUUAUUAUUCUCCAUGAUCUAUUGGAUGAAAUGGAGGAAGUCUCCGAACUACAUCCAGUUCCUGAUGCUCAUGUUCCAGUUCUUAAAUUUAAGUUCCUGGGAAUAUCCAUCGAUUUACUCUAUGCCAAUAUAUCACAGUUAGUUAUUUCACUGGAUCUUGACAUAUCACACAGGUUUGUACUUUAUAUUGUUGAUGAGGCAACCGUCGGAAGUCAAGUUUGUGAAUUUCCGGACCACUCUCAGAUCCUUGAAGUUCUGGGCGAAGAGGCGUGGUAUUUAUUCAAAUGUCACUGGAUUUCUUGGAGCUGUUAACUGGGCACCGUUGGUUGCUCGAAUCUGCCAAUUGUACCCUAAUGCUGUGCCCAGUAUGCUAAUCUCACAAUUUUUCAGAGUUUACAGUGGAGGUGGCCAAUCAGCAUGCGCCAACUCCUCUACUUGGGUGUUUGGGUUUGGGUCAAUUCAGGUGCUUGGACUCGGUUCAGGUCAAUCCAGGCACCUAGACUCGGUCUAGACUAGAUUCGGACAAAUCCAGAUGCCUAGACUUGGUCCGGGCCAAUCUAGGCUCUUGGGCUCGGUUCAGACUCCCGAAUCUUUGGAUGCCUGGUCCUUCCUGGAGACCCUUUUUCUAGCCAACUUAUAGUUUUGAUUUUCUAUGGAACACGUUAGUUCAAGUAACAAAAAUUAUCCUAUAAAAGCAGAAUUAGCACAUUAAAAAUAAUAUGAUCAAUUUAUCAAUUAGAUCCUAUCUUUUCAAGACCAAA